GGUUUAGUUUGGAUUUUUUUUUUUCUUUUUUUUUUUUUUUUUUUUUUUUUUUUUUUCUAAUCAUACCAUGUUAUCAAGCUGACUGACUUCCUUACCACUGCACCGAUUCCUUAACUAAGGAGCUGAUUGAGACGCCCACAGAGAUUUGGUUUGGAUUUAUUAUUCUGUCUCUUAAUUCGUCCCAUCUUAAACAUGAGUGUCCUAACGCAGAAAAACUCCCGGGGAAGCAGCUGAGAUCCACGUGUCACAGUAUUAUAACGAUGGCGUUAAUUAAAGAGGAGAGUGAAGACAUUAAGAUUGAAGAUGCAAUCACAGCGAAACAAGAAGAUGCUGAAGAACAAACAGACCUGAUUGCACUGAAAGAGGAGACUCAAGAACUGGAUGAAACGGAAGAGAAAGAUCACUGUGAGAAACAUCAUGAUUUUGUAACUGAAAAGCAUAAUCGCUCGCAGACUAAAAAAAAGGUUUCCUUACAAAAAAGAGCUCAAAAGACAGGAUCUAGAAGUCGUUUCACCUGCAAACAAUGUGCAAAAAGUUUCAGUCAACAUGAACAUCUUAAAAUCCACAUGAGAAUUCACACUGGAGAGAAGCCCUUCACCUGCCAACAGUGCGGAAAGAGUUUUGACCAAAAACGAGCCUUUACAGUCCACAUGAAAAUUCACACUGAUAGCACAUUCACCUGCCAACAGUGUGGAAAAUGUUACAGCAGAAAAGAAAACCUUAGGUACCACAUGAGAGUUCACACGGGAGAGAAGCCUUUCAUCUGCAAACACUGCGGAAAAGGUUUCACUCGAAGAGGAAGCCUUGAAAGCCACGUGAGAAUUCAUACUGGAGUGAAGCCUUACACAUGCUCUCAGUGUGGAAGGAGUUUUACACACAGACCAACUCUUAACGCCCACAAGAGAAUUCACACUGGAGAGAAGCCUUACACGUGUUCUCAGUGUGGAAGGAGUUUCGAUCAACUUGGGAACCUUAAUGUCCACAUGAGAAUUCACACUGGAGAGAACCCUUUUUCCUGCCCGCAGUGUGAAAAAAGUUUCAGUCGAAAAGGAAACCUUGAAGUCCACAUGAGGAUUCACACUGGAGAGAGCCCUUACACCUGCCAACUGUGUGGAAUAAGUUUCACUCAAAAAGGAAACCUUAACAUUCACAUGAGACUACACACUGGAGAAAAGCCGUUCACGUGCCAACUGUGUACAAAGAGUUUCACAUAUCGGAGAGACCUGAAACGGCAUUUGCAAAUCCAUUCUGGGAAGAAAUCGCAGCGGCGCCCAGUGUGGCAAGAGGUUUACAAAAUAGAGCAAUUUUAAAAAUCAUAUGCGCAUUGACUGUGGAGGAAGAAGAAUGUGAUUUUGCUCAGUGUAAUAAUUUCAUUUGCCAUCACACAGAUACACCUGAAAAAAUGCAGAUGGGCCAAUAUCACCAUAGAGUGCCUUUCAACCCUCACAAUACUCAAAAAGUUUGGUUUUAAUUUCCCAUUCGCUUUGUCAUGUCAUUAAAAGAAGACGCUCAAGUACUAUAGAAACAUAUUAGCUGAGCUCCCACACAUUUUUUUUAGAUAAAUAUGGGCCAUUAUUUGAAGUAUAAAUCAUAAGAUAUGUCCACCCUGUCAUGGACACACAUAUUACUGUUAAAUAUGUUUUAAUUGCAAAAUUAAGAUGCAAAUUAUAUACAUUAUAGGUAUGAUGUCCCUUCCCUAAAUAGGGUUAUUUGUUUGCCUUCAAAUUAUAAACACAUAAAAGAUUUUAUGUAAACCAUGUGCUUUUAAAGAAACACAAUUCGCACAUUUAUUUUUUCUUAUUUGGAGAAAACGGAUAUUUGGAUGCAGUUUUUUUGUUUGCAUGUUAUUGCCCCCACACCUAGCUAUUGAACACUGGAUUAUAUAGAUAUGAUUGAAUUAUUUAAAAUAUUAUUUUAAAAUAUCAGGAUGACAGGGUGGACACAAAGCAUGACCAAAAAAAUGACAAUGAAACAUUUAUUUAACUUAAAAUAAUAAAAUUAUAUUCUUCGUCAAAAUGGUUAUACCCCCCCCCCAUUCAUUUUAGUUUAAUUUAUAUCAAUUCAGUACAUCUUAACUAAAAACUUCACGUAAACACCACAUUAUGAACAGAGUGAAACACACUUCUGAAAAGAAAUAUAGAUAUACAUUCACAAACAAUAACAAUGGCAACUCCACUGUUGUCUUGGCUUUAGCCCAAAAAACAAAUACAACCAGCUUAAGCAUACUUACCCUUCAUUAAAUUUGAGUGUUAUGCUGCAUCCUCUUCCCCGUCAAACCCAAUGUCCACUCCAUUCACGGAUAUGUUGGACUAAGGUCGAUGACUGAGUAUGUCAUGCAUAGCUUCAAAAUAUGGGAAAGAUGAAGGAUUAGAACCAGGGUUCCCACGAGUCCUUGAAAUCCUUGAAAGUUUGUGAAUCUGUAAAUGUUUUUCAAGGCCCUGGAAUGUUUUUGAAAAUGAACAUACAUGGAUACAGGUCCUUGAAAGUGCUUGAAUUUAUUUUGUGCAAGAAGAUUUCUGGAAAAGAAUCCAUAUUAUUCCCUCCGGUCCGCUACUGUUAUUUUGCCAACACCUCGUAGCCUAUGCAUACUAACUUGCUUGAUUUCCGUUAGUUACGUGCAUUUACGCAUUAUGUUAAGUGUUUCCUGUGUGAGGUACUUUGUGCUGUAUGUUGCCUUGACGUUCACGUGUGCUUGAAACUACUGCAAAGGUACCUCAACGUUUCACUGACACCAUGAAAUUAAUGUUGAAUUGCUUUUCUUGUUAAGAUGCAAACCCAUGAGGCAAGAAAAACUUAUUCAUAUAUCUUAAAACUUCUGGUUACAUAUGCCUAAGCUCUUUUCACAGAGAAUGUUAAUUUUGUAAAGUCAGAAAGAAAUUGUGUAGUGCAAUUGAGCAAUUUUGGCAAGAAUGAUUCUUAUUUAUUACAUUCAGCGUAAAUGACGAAUGAUAAUGAAUAAUGUAUUGACAGUAACAAGGUCACACGUUGAAGCUCACGCAGCCGGUGUGUGUGUGUGAGAGAGAGAGAAUCUCAUGGAGAAAUCAAAACAAAUGAGCACAACUGCACAGACAACUGAAAGAACAAACAUACUGUGGUAAAAAUCAAGUUUUUAUAUUUAUACCAUAUGAUGUAGCCUAGUUAAGCAACAUGAGACGACCAAGAGAGCGCUGAUUCCUGAAUAUCAGCACAAGUGCAGAUUUGACAUUGAUUUUAUUCAUUCAACAGUAAUAAUCAUCCACUAAUCUCCGAGCAGCACACAGCGGUGUUUUGUUACUGAAUGAUUCAGUGCUUUUGAAUCAGUCAUUUGAGUCAAUGAUUCAGUGAUCCAUUCAAAAAAGUCAGCAUUUGCUUGAUUGUUAAAUGAAUCAGCCAUCAGAAUGUAUUGCUUGAAUUAAUGAUUUACAUGUUCACUAAUUAACACAGUCACUUGACGCCACCUACUGGUGGUUUAUUCUUAUAUUUUAACAGAAAGUUGAGUUGAAGGAAAAAGUGUGGAAGAAAAAGAUGCACAACCAACCGAGAGAACCGCAGCCUUAUGAGGAUUGUCAAGCACAA
Cyprinus carpio (common carp) is the source of this 3555-nucleotide messenger RNA. RefSeq lists its product as uncharacterized. The record is from RefSeq and is a predicted model, not a curated record. Lineage: Eukaryota; Metazoa; Chordata; Actinopteri; Cypriniformes; Cyprinidae. Gene Ontology annotation, molecular function: RNA polymerase II cis-regulatory region sequence-specific DNA binding; DNA-binding transcription factor activity. Gene Ontology annotation, biological process: regulation of transcription by RNA polymerase II.